This is a messenger RNA of Astyanax mexicanus (Mexican tetra), 5998 nucleotides long. Its product is annotated as rabenosyn-5. The transcript has 12 exons. NCBI's taxonomy places the organism in Eukaryota, Metazoa, Chordata, Actinopteri, Characiformes, Acestrorhamphidae. Gene Ontology annotation, molecular function: metal ion binding. Bases 264 to 2615 code for a protein of 783 amino acids. The record is from RefSeq and is a predicted model, not a curated record.
CGUAUCAACUGAACGUGGGUCACAUGACCCACCGUGUGAUGAGGCUGCGCUGCUGCUGCUGUCGAGCUGAGUUUCACCUCCUGCAACUUCACACACUCUUACACGCCCCAACACACAUUCUCCCAUUCCCCGGAGCCGCAGCGGACUGCGAGUGAUGGAGAAGGUCUGGAGUGUGUGCUGCCUUCAGUCAGAUAUGCUAUGAGCUUUUGGAUAUCACCCAUUGUGCCAUAGUACACCCAGCACAUUUGUUCAACCCUUGACCCAUGGCCUCUAGUUACCCUCCUCCGUUUGAAGGCUCAGCUGAGGUAAAGGAGGGCUUCCUUUGCCCUCUUUGUCUGAAGGACCUGCAGUCUUUCUAUCAGCUGCAGGACCACUAUGAGGAGGAGCACUCUGGAGACAGCCACCAUGUUGGAGGACAAAUAAAGAGUUUAGUGCAGAAGGCAAAGAAGGCCAAAGACAAGCUUCUGAAACGGGAUGGAGACGAGAGAACUGAGACCAGCUAUGAGUCUUUCUACUGUGGAGGAGUGGACCCCUACAUGUGGGAGCCUCAGGAACUGGGAGCCACUCGGAGUCACCUGGAUCUUUUUAAGAAACACAGAGCUGCCAGGAUUGAUCAUUAUGUCAUCGAGGUCAACAAGCGAAUCAUUAGGUUGGAGAAGCUUACUUCCUUCGACAGAACCAACAUGGACGCUGGGAAGAUAAGAGCUUUGGAGAAGUCAGUGGUGCCGUGGGUGAGUGAUCACGAUGUACCGUUCUGCCCCGACUGUGGUGGCAAGUUCAACAUCAGGAACCGACGCCAUCACUGCCGGCUCUGUGGAUCCAUCAUGUGCAGGAAGUGUAUGGAAUUUGUGCCGCUGCCGCUGGCCUGUAAACUAACCAGCAGCACCCGAGAGGCACUGUUUGUGCCAGGCAGUCCAGGGAAGGGGGGGUCCCCAAGUGCUGGAGGUCCUGCAGCACCACAGCAGCAGCUUCCACGUCGUGGUUCUAUCAGCAGCCUAUCUUCAGUCAGCUCCGUGCUGGAGGAGAAAGAUGAAGACCGCAUCCGCUGCUGCCGCCACUGCAUGGAAGCUUUGCUCCGUCACCAACACAAGCUGGAGGAGAAAGAUCAUGUGCCUGACAUUGUCAAACUUUACGAGAGACUGAGGAUCUGCAUGGACAAGGUGGAUGAGAAAGCUCCAGAGUACAUCCGCAUGGCCGAGUCACUCCAUGCCGGUGAGAUCACCUAUAACCUGGAAACUGCUGGUGUUCUUAGGAUGGAAGUGCAGAAAUACUAUGAGCACAUUGAUGCUCUGAGUAAGAAGAUUUUAACACUAGGGAUGAAAGAUGAUGUGCAGCCUCACCAGAGGACACUCCAACUGCAGAGGAUGGUGCGCUACUCAGCCACAUUGUUUGUACAGGAAAAGCUUCUGGGUCUGAUGUCUCUUCCUACAAAGGAGAAAUAUUUGGAACUGAAAGAGAAAAGGAAAGUGGAGCAGGAGAAAAGAAUCCAGCAGGAGAGACUGGCAGCCCUGGAGUCACAAAAGCGUCAUUCUGAAAUCGACAAGAACCGUACAACCCUCAACGCUAAUGGAGAUGCCCUCCGGCCCGCCGGCGGCCCUCGCAUGACCAAAGCCGGCGGCUGGUUGCCCUUGUCAGACACUGCCCACUCGCGCAGCCGUGAACUGGACGACCCUCUGCUGCAACAGAUUGACAAUAUCGAGUCGUUCCUGAAACAGGCGAGGGCGGCCAAUAGGACGGACGAGAUCGCCAUGCUUGAGGAGAACCUGCGGCAGCUGCAGGACGAGUUUGACGCCCAGCAGACUAGCAGAGCCAUUGAGCUGUCUCAGCAGCUGGCUGAUGAGGAGAGCCUGCAACAGAGCCAGAUCCAGUACCUCCAGAAAAAGAAGCUGGAGGGUAAAAUGCCCAUUAGAGCACAAACCUUGGAUUUCGGAGAAGUGAGAAAUGCAGCAGAACGUACAGAGAAGGAAUUCGAUUCCAGAGAAAAUCUAAAUGCAAGCCCAGUGCUUAGUACACUGCUUAAGACUCAGUCAAUUAAAUCAUUCCCACGUUUACCUGGGAAUUCGCCACCACUGCAGAGAGAUGAGCGCGCACCGACACCCCCUGCUGGAGAGACCCAGAACAGCAGCGGCACUGCUUCUCUAAAUCCAUUCGAUGAGGCAGAUUCCACGCCGAUUGAGGAAGAUCCAACAAACCCAUUCAGUGAAGAAAUCCAGAAAGAACACAGCCAAGUGUUGAGCACACAAAACAAAGAGUACAACCCUUUUGAGGACGAGGAGGAUGAGGAAAAGGAAGGGAAUAACAGUGGCUCUGGAAAUCCCUUUGAAGAUGAAGAUGACAAUGGUAACGACAACCAAGGUAACCCUUUCAAGACACCUAACAAAACUCUUAACAAGACACCAGCAGCUUCAACCAAUCCCUUUGACAAUGACCAUAAUGAAGGCCCAGCAACGGACGACAUAAUCGAAGAAGAGUUACUCCUGCAGCAGAUCGAUAACAUCCGAGCAUACAUUUUCGAUGCCAAGCUAAGCGGUCGCACCGAUGAAGUGGAACUGCUGUCACAAAACCUGAGAGAGCUACAGCGCACCCUACAGCAGCAGAAGAGAAAAACACACUGACCUCCAUCCACCUUUCCUCCUUAGCCUUUCUCCUGAUGUACAGUAGUCAGGACACAUUUAAUGUCCUGAAUUGUCUUGCCAUUUGUCACAGUUAAAAACAGACAUACAUACAUACAUACAUAUAUAUACACACACACACACACACACACACACACACACACACACACACUGUGCUGGGGGUCCACAGUCCAGCAGGUUUGGUGCUGCUCAAAAACACCUAUUCAAUGUGGACCAGAUGUUUCUAAGCAGUAGACUGUGUGACCCUUUAAGACCAGGAGCAGUUUUCAUCCCCUGGACUAUAGUUCCACUCACUCACAGAAUCACAAAGGCAUGAACUUCUAACUGGACACUGCUUUCAGAUCUUGUUAUGUAUAAAUAAGUGGGGUUGAAACAAGACUUAACAGAUAAAACCUGGUGAGAAUUACUGAUCUGAACAAACUAUUAUUUCAGGGUUCUUCAAAUCCGUUCCUGGAGGGCCAUAUUUAUUCAUUUCUGGAGCUUUGUAUAGCAAAGAACUUGACAAAUUGAUAUUUAUUGCCAUACACGGCUUAAAAUUAUGUAUAUAUCAUAUAUAAGGUUCAGAGGUUAAACUAAGGCUGCACAGUUUAUUAUUUCAGUAUCUUCAUUGUAAUUUAAGCAAAAAUCAGGAUUUUUUCUCAGAAACUCACAAAGGUCCAUAUCUUAGAAUUGAUUAUAUUUACUCCUUAAAUACACAGACUGCAUUGUUAAUUAUCAUGGCAUGUUGGAUCAUUGGCUCAUUUACAUGUGGGGUAGGGCUGCAUGAUACUAAACAAUACAGAUAUUGCAUUAUUUGUGUGUACUGCUACAUUUUGGAUUAUGCAGUGUUUUGAAUGAAGAUUUCCUGUUGAAUGGGACAUUGUAGGCUUAAGUGUAGGCUUAAUCUCGGGAGUGUCUCGGAAACUAGUUCGGAAAAUCAUUUGCAGAUGUGCACAGACAGUUUUUCACUACAGGAAAUGUUCUGCAUAAAAAAGAACUGGCAUCUGUGUAGAGAAGGUCAAAUUACAGUUUAAGAAACAUGUUCUGAAUCAUUUAUAAAACCUAUAAAAGUAAUGAAUAGGUUGUAGCUUUUAAAUGUGAUUUUUUUUUUUUUGGUGCGUUUACUAUGCUCAGAUUUACACGGCGUGGCACGCUGACCCUCCUUCACCCUCAGAGAAUUUCUAUUCGUAUUUCAACCUGCGAUCUCAUUAAUUAAGUCUGUGACAUGACAAACUGUAAAUUACCCAGAAAAUGACCAUGUGGGCUCACGCCAACAUUUUCUGGACUUUUUUUCAAAGAAGCUGUCUGGUAAAGGGUAAACUGAUUAGAAUGUGUGUUAACAUUAGAGCUGUAAGAUACAUUUUAUAAUAUUUUUAUAGUUAUUGUAGUUAUAGUUUUUUUAAGUAAAUAAGAAAUAGAAAAGGCUUCAAUUAGUUUGUGAAUAUAAAACAAAUUAAAAAUGCAUUUCCUGCGUGCACCAGCAGACUGAGGACUUUGAUCCUCUGACAAAAUGAGGCUGGAGGUAGAGUGACAUACAAGCUGACAGUAAACACAUAUUAAACUGCUUCUUAACCUGAAAAACAUUAGUGCAGCCAAGUGCCAACAAACCGUAGAGAAGCUUAAACUAAUUUGGAAUUUUCAUUGUAUUUUACUUCAGGUUAUCUAAUACUGUUUUCACAUAUCAGAUGUUUUGUCUGUACUAAACGUUUAACACAUGCAGCUUCUCUCUGUAGUGAGUUACCGUUUGUGUGUGUUUUGCUGGACACUGGCCUUCAAAGACUGGAUUUGAAGAACUCUGCAUUUCGUUCUUGAUUAUUUAGUGCUUUUUUAAUCUUUUGAUAUUGUUUGCUAAUCUAAUACAAACAGCCUAACACCUUGUGAGCCAAGCCAACAAACAUGCCGAUUCAAGCACCUUGAUUGAAAAUCAUGCACUUUUAACACAAGGUAACCAUUAAUGGAGAACUGCUAGCCUUUCACUAAAGCCACAUUAGAGUUGACAUCAAGUUUUGUUAUGGCUAAUUGUUUAUUUAAAGAACUGGACAUUCUACUGCUUUUUAGUUUCAGCAGGCUGGGAAUUACACUAUUGUUACAUGUGAGAAUUGAGGCUUUCUCUGAAAAAAGAAUUAACAAACUUCCUGAAAGAUUUUCAUACUUUUGUGGUAUAUGUGUGAUACUUCACUCAUUGGCAGAAAUAAAUUACGCACCAGGCAACAGGAUGACCUGUACAUCACUGAGCUUUUAGUCUUCUUUCACCACUAGCAGGGGUGACUGUGUUAUGUAAAAGCUCUUCAGAUCACAACAGAGGUUGGGAUAGUGUGUCACCCAGCAAAUGCAGGAUUGACAUGUUACCACCAAGCCUUCAUACUUAAACCCAAUAGUUGUGGGAUCCCAAAUUUUACCUGUAUUUCUCACAUAGCAGUCCAGGUUUACCCUCUCAAAUUCUGUCAAUUAAGCAAAAUGUCUUUGAGUGUAUGGUUGAGGCAUGUCUAGCAGUCAUUGAUCUCUCUCUGGGAGGUGCACUACCCAGAAGUAGAUGUUGAUGUUACUGCAUGCUGAGCUUUGCAGCAAUCCAGGGCCGUUAUAUUUUUGACAGUAAGCGUUUAACUAAUGACCAGCAGGCUAUUUAUUUAUAAGUUACUGAUUAACACUAGCAUGUAAACAUGGAAACACAAAGCUGAAGCAUGUAUGAUGACCCUGCAUGCAGACCUUAUGAGCAGCAUAACAUCUUUGGUGGAAUUAAAGAAAGUGAGUAUGUUGGUAAACUAACAGAUUCUAAAUGCAAACUCUGAACGAAAGCCUUUUUCAUGUGUUGGCCUCAGUGUGAAGUUAAACUACAAACUUGUGAAAGUGGUGGAAUGUCCCAUGUAAACAGUCCCAGCAUCAUAACACCUGACUUAACAUGUUUAUGCCACUAAAUGCAACUUCUUCUAGCUGUGCAUAACUUCUCUACAUGGUUAUGCUGUACCUUUACAGACUUCUACAUUUUUAAUGCCAUUGUUGGAUGUAUGCUUUAUUAUUUUAGCUAAACUUUAGCUACAAAAUUGACAUUUUAUAUAACACUAAAUCAGUUAUGUGCUGUUUAAAAUGUUCUUACUCUACAAACAUUUCACUUUAAUUGAAGAGCGUAGCUGUUCAUUUCAUGGUUGUGUUAGGGUUAAGGCUUAUGUAUCAUAAACCAGCAGUAUUCCACUACGCAGACAACUGCACAGGAUCAAGCGUGGCGCCUUUCUGAAACAUGUCUUGAUGUCCUUCUAACAAGGAGUAGGCUGAAGUAAUGUGUAACCGUCUAUGAAGUGUCUGGUGACUGAAUAAAAUGCCUGUAAACAUUUUAGAGCUAUCAGAACAUAAACACUGCACUAAUAAAAAAUGACCAAGUAAGAACAGAA